This is a messenger RNA of Oncorhynchus kisutch (coho salmon), 9483 nucleotides long. Its product is annotated as early endosome antigen 1. The record is from RefSeq and is a predicted model, not a curated record. Bases 124 to 4326 code for a protein of 1400 amino acids. The transcript is spliced from 30 exons. Gene Ontology annotation, cellular component: early endosome. Gene Ontology annotation, molecular function: 1-phosphatidylinositol binding; metal ion binding. NCBI's taxonomy places the organism in Eukaryota, Metazoa, Chordata, Actinopteri, Salmoniformes, Salmonidae. Gene Ontology annotation, biological process: endocytosis.
CUGCCCCGCCCCAGAAACAGCGGGCUUGGUCAGGUGUUCCGAGAACCAACAACGGGCGUAAACUUUUCCCUUGGAACAUUAAUCGUAUUUCAUUUUACAGUCAAACAUAAAUCGAUAUCGAGCAUGCUUAGACGGAUACUUCAAAUGACUCCUGGGAAAGGAGGCUCCCAGAACUCUGAGUCAGACCAGCCCAGUGCAGACCUCAACAAUGACCAGACCUCCGAGGGAUUCAUCUGUCCCCAGUGCAUGAAGUCCCACAACUCCGCAGAGGAGCUGUUUAAGCACUAUGAACUAUACCACGAUUCAGGAGACCAGCCCCCCAGCAUGGGCCCUGGCCGGGAAGACUUUAUUCUUCUCCGGCAAGAGUUGCAAGAAAUGCAGACCUCGCUCAAGGAGGAGCGAUGGUUCUCUGGCGAGCUGAAGAAGGAGCUGGACAAAGUACAAGGACACCUGAAGCAAGGUCAACAUAAUGACGGCCAGGCAGGCUCAGAGGAUUCUGCCCUGGCGGUUAAGCUGAACCAGGCGGAGACGGAGAAGUUCAACAUCAAGCAGAUGAAAGACCUGUUUGAGCAGAAGGCUGCCCAGCUGGCCACAGAGAUAGUGGACAUCAAGUCUCGUUAUGAUGAGGAAAAGAGCCUGAGGGAGGCUGCAGACCAGAGGCUGGCCAACCUGAUCCAGGAGCUGCAGAGAGAGAGGCAGGACAAGGACCGGCUACACACAGAACUGCUGCAGCGGCCGGGAGUUGAGGACAUGGAGGUACUGCAGAAGGAGCUGAUCCAGGUGCAGACAUUGAUGGACAACAUGACACGUGAGAGGGAGGAGGAGUCGGCACGCCUCAAGAGCCAAUACGAGCAGCUGCAGGCUGACCACACCACCUCAGAGAUCUGUAAACUGGAGAUGACCAUCUCUCAGCUGAAGGCAGAGCUAGAGAAGGGACCUCAGGAGGCAGCAGUGUACACCCAGCAGAUCCACCAACUACAGAGCUCUCUGAACAACCUGCAGCAACAGAGCCAGAUGCUUUCAGAAACGCUUGGGCGCAGGGAGAAGGAGUUCCAGGAGCUGGAGGACUGCCUGGGGGCUGAGCAGGCCUCCAAGAAGACAGCCCAGGACAGUCUGCACCAGACGGAGAUGGAGGUGCAAGAGCUCCAGGCCCGGGUGGCAGGGGCUGAAGCCAGCCUGCAGAGAGCCCAAGCAGAUCUGGGGGAGGAGGCUGGCAGGCUCCGGAGGGAGGUGGCUGAGCUGGAGGCCAAGCAUGGGGAGGUGAAGGCGGAGAGGAAGCAGCUGCAGCAGCAGAGGGAGGAGAGGGAGAGCCAGGGCCUGGUGCAGCAGAGUGAGAUCAACCAGCUGCAUGCUAAGCUCCUGGAGGCGGAGCGUCAGCUGGGGGAGGUGCAGGGCCGUCUGAAGGAGCAGAGGCAGCUCUCUGGGGAGAAACUGAAGGAUCGUGAGCAGCAAACCGCCGACCUGCAGAUCAAACUGUCCCGCUCAGAGGAACAGUUGAAGGAGAACAGCAGUAAGAUGUUGGAUGUGCAGCACCAGCUGGAGAAAGCUAAGCAGCAACACCAGGAGCUUCAGGGCCUGCAGCAGAACACCAACACCAAGCUCAGAGAGGCACAGAAUGACCUGGAGCAGGUACUGCGUCAGAUCGGGGACAAGGACCAGAAGAUCCAGAACCUGGAGGCCCUGCUGCAGAAGACAAAGGACAGCGUGAGCCAGCUGGAGGCUGAGAGGGAGGACUUGGUGGCCAAGAUCCAGGCUGGGGAGGGAGAGACGGCCGUGCUCAACCAGCUGCAGGAGAAGAACCACACUCUACAGACGCAGGUCACACACUUGACAGACAAGCUGAAGAACCAAUCAGAGAGCCACAAGCAGGCUCAGGACAACCUCCACAAGCAGGUGCAGGAGCAGAAGAGCCUCCUCCGUGCGGCCCAGGACCGAGCCCAGACUGUGGAGACCUCUCUAGGGGAACUGAAUGCCCAACUGACAGAGAGUAGGGAGAAGGUGGCCCAACUGGACACACAGUUGAAGUCUAAGACGGAGAUGCUGCUGUCGGCUGAGGCAGCCAAGGCAGCCCAGAGAGUAGACCUGGAGAACCACCUGGAGACAGCCCAGCAUGCACUGCAGGACAAGCAGCAGGAGCUGAAUAAGAGCCAGGCAUGUGUAGAGGAGCAGGGCCGGAGGCUGCAAGAGAGACAUGAGCAGUGUGGCCAGCUGGAGGCCAGUUUGAAGGAGGUCAAAGACAAACUGCUGACCGCAGAACAGUGCAUAGAGCAACUGGGGGGACGGGCCAAGAAAGCGGAGGCAGAGGGGGUGGAGCUGAGGGCGGCCAGGGAGCAGACUCAGCAGGAAGUGCAGAAGCUCCAGAAGCAGGGGUCAGAGGUCAAGGGAAAACUGAAGGAGCUGGGUCGCCUAUUAGAGACUGAGAAGGCCGGGGCUGCUGUGUUACAGGAGGAGCUGAAGAGAAAGACUGACUCCCUGAGCGACACGCGGCAGCAGCUGGAGCGCUGUGAGCAGGAGAAGACCUCCCUCCAGGCCAGCCUGGACAAGCUAGCCCAGGAGGGGCAGGUGCGGCAGGCCGAGCUGGACAGAAAAGCCCAGGGUUUUGCUGGAGACCUCCAGAAGGCCAUGCAGGAGAAGGAGGCCCAGUGGAAAGAGCUGGCAGCAGCCAACGACGGUCUGGCUAAAGCCUCCAAGGCCCUGAAGGAGAGCCAGAGCCAAUUGGACAAGGAGAGGAAGAGCAGCAAGAUAGUCUUGGAGGAGAAGGAGAAGUCCCAUGAGAUGGCCAGACAGGAGCUGCUGAAUGCCACAAAGGCCACCACCAAGGAGAUGGCAGAGGUAAAAGGGCAGCUGGAGAAUAUCAGAGAGGCAGAGAAAGGGUUGAAGAUGCAGCUGACUGUAUUAACAGAGCAGCACACCGAGAACAAGGAGGCCCUGAAAGAGAAGGAGAAGGGGGUGCAGCAACUGCAGACACAGCUGAAGACAGCCCAGGGGUCCUUCAACCAGGAAAAUAAGAAACUGGAGAGCCAAGUGAGCGAGCUGCAAGGAGCACAUGCCAGGAAGGCUGAGGAGGAGGGUCGUCUGAAGGAGCAGGUGUCAGGCCUGGGCCAGGAGCUGAGUUCUGAGAGGACCAGAACAACUGAGCUGCAGAAGGCCCUAGAGCAGAGUCAGGAGGGUCUGGCCAAAAUGCAGUCUGACUACUACGGCAAGGAGUCAGAGGUGUCAUCUCUCAGACAGGACCUCGCGGCGUCUGAGGAGAGGCUGACCCUGUCCCAGGAGGAGUUGGCUGCUAACCGGACCCAGCUGACUGGUCUGGAGGGGCAGGUCCAGGGAGUGGAGGCUGCCCGGACCUCCCUGAAGCAGGAGCUUGCCAAUCGGGACCAGAGGCUGGGCCAGCAGGAGACAGCCCUCAAAGAGCUGCAGAAAAAUCAGGGUGUGACCCAGGAGGAGCUGCAGAAGGAGAGGCGCAGAGUGAAGGAGCUGAACCAGACUAAGGCUGCCCUAGAGAAGGACACAACCAGACUGGGUUCUGAGCUGAAGGCACUCGGGGAGAGGAGUGAGAAGGAGUUGAAGGAGCUUGGGGAGGCCAAGCAGUUGUUGAUCCAGCAGAAGCUGGAGGUGCAGGGCCAUGUGGAGGAGGUGCAGGCAGCCCUGGAGCAGGAGAAAGCCCUGCACCAGGUCACCAGGCACAGUGUUACCCAGAGAGAGGAGAAGUCUCGGGUGGAGGUCCAGGAGGUCCAGGUCCAGCUGGCGUCAGAACGUAAAGUCCGGGAGGAACAGGCGAAGCGGGGAGAGGAGGCAGAGGCGCGGCUGGGCCUGCAGGUGACGGCGCUCAACGAGAAUGUGGCCACGCUGAAGAGGGAGUGGCAGGGCAGCCAGCGGCGCUGUGGCGAACUGGAGAAGCAGACUGAUGAACUGCGGGGUGAGAUCGCUGUGCUCGAGGCCACCGUGCAGAACAACCAGGACGACAGGCGCGCGCUUCUGGAGAGGUGUGUGAAGGGUGAGGGGGAGAUGGAGAAACUGCAGUCCAAAGUGGUGGAGAUGCGUAGAAAACUGGAUGAUACAACCGCUGCCAUGCAGGAGUUGGGCAGAGAAAACCAGUCACUACAGAUAAAGCAGUCACAGUCUCUUACCAGGAAGUGGGCGGAGGACCACGAGGUACAGAACUGCAUGGCCUGUGGGAAGGGCUUCUCUCUCGCCAUCAGGAAACACCACUGCAGACACUGUGGCAACAUCUUCUGUGCAGAGUGCUCUGCCAAGAACGCUCUCACACCCUCCUCCAAGAAGCCUGUGCGGGUGUGUGAGACGUGCUUCGAAGAUCUCCAGGGUUGACACCUCUCUCUCUCGGCCUCCUGGCCCCGCCAGUGACAGCAUGUCUCAUCGUUUCCUACGUGACCAUUCUUACAAACGGACUCAGAAAUCAACACCUGUCUCUCUGACUUCAUGGACCAUUGGAACCAAUUAGACCUACUGUGCUGAUUGGAUGGGAGUGCAGAAGAAGGGGCCACAGUCACUGAAUGGGUCAGGGCCAGUGGUCUUAGUAAGGGGGGUAGCUGGGGUCUCGGUGUCACACAAGAUGGGAAUAUGAUGGAAGAAGCACAGCAGACAAGCCAGAGCUAUGGGAUGGGAUGGGCCAAAUCUGUAUAGUGCCUUUGCCACUUGUGAGGCUGGCUGGUUGGUCAGAGAGUGGUAACGGAGAAAGCUCAACAGCACUAUCCAUCUUUACUCUACAUGUCUAGCUUGGAUGGCGGCCAUCUUGGUUUGGCAUCGUUAGCAUCUUUUAAUGUUUAGGAAGACGAGGGGGUUGACUAAGUAUACGUUGGGUCUAGAAGGGUUGUGAAGGCAGGUGGAAGAAAGGGGUUAAAUCCCCAACAGGUUAAGUUGUUUUAACAAAAGGAUAUAGAGUUACGUUAAAGGGUUGAAAGCAGUGGUUCUGUUUGUUUUAGGAUAAGUAUUUUGUUAAUGACCAAAGAAUGUCCAUCUGGAGUAGUCCAAAUGUCCUGAGAUGGUAGGAUAUUAGGCAAAAUGGAAAGCUUGGAUUUUUCUUUACCUUAAUUUAAUCUCAAUUACUUUUUAAAUCUAGCUGAAAGCUUUGAGUUUUUUACUUUUAAAGUCCUACAUUUUUAUCAUAAAUUCAGACAUGCUUGAACAUGGCUGGCAUUUAUAAUGUACAUCAGAUUUUGUUUUGCAAUGCUGCUCAUUUUUCUACUAAACGUAAAUGAAGACUUUGUUUUGCACCGUCGUUGAUCUCUUGCAAACAACUGCUUGUGGUGGUGAUUUUUGUCAUUGAUUGCAGACGUGACGUGAUGUGAUCCACGUGGUUGCGUGUGGUGGUUUCUGUCGCCUGUAUCCCAUUCAACAUCAUGACUACUUACUGCAGGAGCUGUGUAUGCUCUGGUUUGAAGCAAUAACUGUCUGCGUGGAUCUUUGUGUGUGUGCGUGCGCGUGCGUGUGUGUGGUGUUUUAGGAAUGAUGUGUGUGUGUGUGUAGGUUGGCAGUGUUGUCUGUCUAUACAGCACCUCUACAGUGGUUUAACCUUUGGUCUGUGGACCACCAGGGUACUGUGUUAUUUCAUUUUUAUUCUAUAUUUCUUUCUAUAAUAAUAAUUGGGAGUAUUAAAGGGGGACUGAACCUCCUGAUUUAGCCUCGGUUUCAGUUUUCCUCAUAAGGAAAUUCAACUGUGAAUAAGAUUUGUGUCUUGAAGGCGUGCUUUGAUGUGUCUCGUGUGUGUGUGUGUGUGUGUCCGAACGUGGGAAGCCUUUGUACUUUCACUAUGCCUAAACCGUACACACUUAUAGUCACUCACCCUUCUAGAUGACAAUUAGCUUCAGCCGGCCGGUGUGCAACCAUGGAAAAGUUGGUUUGACUUUGGAUGGACCGUCACUAAAUUACACAGUGUAAAUGGGACAAUAUUUUCAUGUUGCACAUCUUUUAGUUGUCUCAUUAAAAGCUUUCAAUAUUUUUGUAUAUGAAUUUCUACAAUUUUAAAUUGGUUUUUAGGUUAAUUGAAAUUUGGAAAUAUUUACCUUUUGUUUUAAUUUUAUUUUUUACAUUGUUCCAUGUACAUUGUGCAAUUUACUGAUUCGCGGAUGGUGGGCCUCGAGCUUUUGGCGGUUAUUUAGUGGUCCCCAAAACGGAGAUGGUUGGGAACCGCUGCUCUAUAGUAUGCAUGGUGGCUGUUAAAACCUUCGCUCUACAACACUUGGACGUGUCAUAAUUGAUUUACGCUAACUGCAAACUCUUUACCAUCAGUCAAAUAGAACUGAUAACACUGUACAAAAUGUCAUCCUCAUUCAAGUAUUCUUAUUUUCUUUCUGACAAGCUCUUAAUACUGACUAAACUGCUCCUGCAUUGUCUCGUCAAUCCGCAGUAUAUGAUUGUAUUAAGAAUUUGUGAGUGACUUGUUUGUGUGGAGUGGUUAGCUGUCUGGGUUCUGGUUUGCUGUCCGGCUAGCAAUCUGCCUGUGUCCGGCGAGCUGAACAUCCUUUACUCUCUCUACAGUCCUUCCUCCAGAGAAUAUAUAUGCCAUUUAGCAGACACUUUUCCAAAGCAACUUGCCACUGCCCUGGCGUUACAAGCGACAUGCUCUACUAACUGAGCUACAAAGGACCACCCAGAAGGUCAUUCUUAAACACAUGGCUUUGUACCAGGUCACUUUGAUCAAGUAGUCUCAUGUGUUAGUAUCCAUCUCUGCAUUGCAUUGGUUUGGUAUCGUCUACCUCAGAUUGACACAGGCAUAUAAAUAGUACUAUGGUUAACCUGAAAGAUCACGAAAGUAUUCAUUCUCUGCUGGCCUGUCCAUACAGAUCAAGUUCCCCAGCUUGCGAUGGGUGUCGUUACUAAGGCCAAGAGUUUGGCGGUUUAGGCUUCACUGCUUUUAUCCUACUCUGGUUUAAGAGCCCACACAUCAGAUAGUGUCUGAGUCCCAACCUCUCUCUCUCAGUGCCAUGGUGUCACUCCGUGAGGAAGACACAAGUAUUGCCCCACUAACUAUCACCCCAUUCUACCCCUACAGUUGAGCGAUAGUCACCAACCCUGGUUCUGGAGAGAGCUACAAGGUGUGCAGGCUUUUGUUCCAGCCCAGCACUAGCACCUGUUCAUAAAAAUUUCUCAUUAAGACAUUAAUUAGUUAAAACUGUUAUUUCAGUGCUCGGCUGAAACAAAUGCCCCCCCUGUAGGGUUUACCAUCUUACUGUAUGACAUUAUCACACACUAAUACCUGGCUGUUGUAUUAUCUUUGUAAAAUUGUAAUUUUCUUAUGGAUGAAAAUGAAGGAGAGAGAAAUUAUGUUAAAAAACACUUGUAAUGUAAAAGAAAAAUCCAUAAUUGUCUUACUGAAUUCAUUUUAGUGAAUGGUACUACUACACUAAUCUGUGUCUUGUUUCACGUGGAUGUCGGUCAUCGUCAUGCAUGAUGUAUCGAUUGGCUUUAUAGUGCACAUUCUUCUUUCUCCACUUUGGAGGAUACCAUGGUCCUGUUCAUAUACUUUAGGAAUGUCUUUACUCAUUUCCUUCAGGUAAGCACAGAACUGUAAGUGGAUGGAUAGGUGAAAAAGGUUAUGACCCUUUCACUUCCACCUAUCCAACCAAUUGAGAUCUGUGACUACUUCAAGGAAGGUAGGAAGGAUGCAUUUCUGGAGUAUUGUAACAGAGGCCCAUAUGUAGUGGUUGUGCCUUAAGUCAACAUCUUGUUUGUCAGGCUCUCACAGUGACAGUCGGGAACACUGCCACCACAGACUACAGUUGAGGUCGGAAGUUUACAUUCACCUUAGCCAAAUACAUUUAAACUUAGUUUUUUUUCACAUUUCCUGACAUUUAAUCCUAUUAACAAUUCCCUGUCUUAGGUCAGUUGGGAUCACCACUUUAUUUUAAGAAUGUGAAAUGUCAGAAUAAUAGUAGAGAUUUAUUUCAGCGUUUUAUUUAUUUCAUCACAUUCUCAGUGGGUCAGGAGUUUACAUACACUCAAUUAGUAUUUGGUAGCAUUGCCUUUAAAUUGUUUAUCUUCGGUCAAACGUUUCAGGUAGCCUUCCACAAGCUUCCCACAAUAAGUUGGGUGAAUUUUGGCCCAUUCCUCCUGACAAAGCUGGUGUAACUGAGUCAGGUUUGUAGGCCUCCUUGCGCGCACACGCUUUUCCAAUUCUACCCACAAUUUUUAGACAGAAUUGAGGUCAGGGCUUUGUGAUGGCCACUCCAAUACCUUGACUUUGUUGUCCUUAAGCCAUUUUGCCACAGCUUUGGAAGUGUGCUUGGGGUCAUUGUCCAUUUGGAAGACCCAUUUACGACCAAGCUUUAACUUCCUGACUGAUGUCGCUUCAAUAUAUCCACAUAGUUUUCCUGCCUCAUGAUGCCAUCUAUUUUGUGAAGUGCACCAGUCCCUCCUGCAGAAAAGAACCCCCACAGCAUGAUGCUGCCACCCCUGUGCUUCACGAUUGGGAUGGUGUGCUUCACGAUUGGGAUGGUGUUCUUCGGCUUGCAAGCCUCCCCCUUUUUCCUCCAAACAUAAUGAUGGUCAUUAUGGCCAAACAGUUCUAUUUUUGUUUCAUCAGACCAGAGGACAUUUCUCCAAAAAGUACGAUCUUGGUCCCCAUGUGCAGUUGCAAAUUGUAGUCUGGCUUUUUUAUGGCGGGUUUGGAGCAGUGGCUUCUUCCUUGCUGAACGGCCUUUCAGGUUAUGUGGAUAUAGAUACUUUUGUACCCGUUUCCUCCAGCAUCUUCACAAGGUCCUUUGCUGUUGUUCUGGGAUUGAUUUGCACUUUUCCCCACAAAGUACGUUCAUUUAGGAGACAGAAUACGUCUCCUUCCUGAGAGGUAUGAUGGCUGCGUGGUCCCAUGGUGUUUAUACUUGCGUACUAUUGUUUGUACAGAUGAACGUGGAACCUUCAGGCGUUUGGAAACUGCUCCCAAGGAUGAACCAGACUUGUGGAUUUCUACAGUUUUUUUUCUGAGAGUUUAGCUGAUUUUCUUUUGAUUUUCCCAUAAUGUCAAGCAAAGAGGCACUGAGUUUGAAGGUAGGCCUUGAAAUACAUCCACAGGUACACCUCCAAUUGACUCAAAGGAUGUCAAUUAGCCUAUCAGAAGCUUCUAAAGCCAUGACACCAUUUUCUGGAAUUUUCCAAGCUGUUUAAAGACACAGUCAACUUAAGUGUGUGUAAACUUCUGUCCCAGUGAAUUAUAAGUGAAAUAAUCUGUAAAUAAUUGUUGGGAAAAUGACUUGUGUCAAGCACAAAGUAGAUGUCACAACCGACUUGCCAAAACUAUAGUUUGUUAACAAGAAAUUUGUGGAGUGGUUCAAAAACGAGUUUUACUGACUCCAACUUAAGUGUAUGUAAACUUCCGACUUGAACUGUACCCGACCUGGAAGGAGGAACAUGUUGUGUGUGUGAUGAAGGAAAGAAAGAAUCAUGAUAUUUUAUGUCCAAGAUGUACCAUUUAUUGUAUAAAAAAAAAUCCAUCAUGAUUAAGAGUAAAUAAAACAAGUUGUUUCUAUUUUC